This is a messenger RNA of Cynara cardunculus var. scolymus (artichoke), 1804 nucleotides long. Its product is annotated as F-box/kelch-repeat protein SKIP11-like. The record is from RefSeq and is a predicted model, not a curated record. Bases 144 to 1544 code for a protein of 466 amino acids. The transcript is spliced from 3 exons. Gene Ontology annotation, cellular component: nucleus. Gene Ontology annotation, molecular function: protein binding. Lineage: Eukaryota; Viridiplantae; Streptophyta; Magnoliopsida; Asterales; Asteraceae.
CCUUUAUUAGUCGUUUAUACUCUAACCCCCACCCAAACAAUCUCACCCUAAAACCCCUCCGAUUUCUGGAUUUGGGAGGGGGGGAGAACAUCGACAAUCUCACUCUCUGUUCUUACAGAAACUGUCGUCUGAACCAGGAAACGAUGUUGGAGGAUCGAUCUAGUUUUGUGCCCAAGAACUGUAGCCGUGAAACCAAGAACAAUUGGGCUAAUGUGAAUGAUUAUGGGAUGGACCCACUAGAAUCGCAGCAAGGAAAGCGACCACUGGAAAUCAACCAAGAUGAAGAACCUGAUCACGCUACAAAAAUCUGCAAGAAAUUUGUAGGAAACCAUGGUUUACAAAUCCGAUUAGGAUUUGGUGAUUUUCCCAUGGCGCCACAUGAUCGAGAAGGUGAUCAUUCCAAGAAGAUCGACGAUCUAGAAUAUCCCAUCAUCCCACCUGACCAAUUGGAAAACCAACAUGAUUCAGUUUCAAAUUCCGAUCAUGAUUCGGAUAUGAAUAUGGAUUUGGAUACGAGUUAUCUGAUCCUUGACAUAGGUCGGGACAACACGAUCAACUGUCUGAUCCGUUGCCCACGGUCCACCUAUGGUGCCAUCGCAUUGCUAAACCGGAGCUUCUGUGACCUGAUCAGGAGUGGAGAACUCUAUAAACUAAGAAGGGUGAAUGGCGUAAUAGAACAUUGGGUUUAUUAUUCUUGCAAUCUGGUCAAGUGGGAAGCUUUUGAUCCAAUUAGCAGGAAAUGGAUGCUUCUACCAAAAAUGGCGGUUAACCCAUGCUUCCGGUUUUCGGAUAAGGAGUCCAUGGCGGUUGGGACAGAGCUGCUAGUUAUCGGCAAAGAAAUUAUGGGCGAUGUUGUCUACAAGUACAGUUUGUUGACAAACUCGUGGUCAUUAGGGAACCCAAUGAACUCUCCCAGAUGCUUGUUUGGGUCCGCCAAUCUUGGCCAGAUUGCAAUCUUUGCAGGCGGUGUGACUCGAAAUGGGGAGGUUUUGGAUGUAACCGAGAGUUACAACAGUGAGUCGGGAACUUGGGAGACGCUUCCAAGCCUGCUUAAGCCCCGAAAGUUGAGUUCUGGGGUGUUUAUGGAUGGUAAAUUUUAUGUAAUAGGAGGGAUUGGAGGAUCUGAUAUGGAGUCAUUGACAUGUGGAGAAGAGUAUGAUCUUGAAACCAAGAAAUGGACUGAAAUUCCCAACUUGGCACCUGGCCGUGUUGGGCCAUCAAUGGCUCCACCACUCGUUGCAGUGGUGAAUAACGAGCUAUAUGCUGCUGAUUGUUUUGGACUGGUAGUGAAAAAGUAUGACAAAAAGAAGAAAGAAUGGGAGACUAUAGGAAGAUUGCCUGAGAGCGCAGAAAAUGUGGACGGCUGGGGUAUUGCAUUUAGAGGAUGUGGGGAGCAUAUCAUCGUUAUYGGUGGUCCUAAAUGCGGGUUCAGACRUAUAGAAAUAUAUUCUUGGGUCCSUAGCGAAGGUCCGCYACAGUGGACCAUGAUUGGCCGGAAAAGGGCUGAUAACUUUGUUUACAAUUGUGCUGUGAUGGGUUGCUGAACCUUGUCUGGAAGAACUAAGCUGAGAAUUCAGGUAUCCCAGUAUUAGGCAAGGUUGCAUCACUUAGCGGCUUCUAAAGUUCUCUUUUAAGGUUAGUCGUAAAGUAUCCAGCAACAGCAAGGUCGAUGUUUACCAAUGAAUGGCUCAGCAGCAACAAUGGUGGUUGUGACAUUCUGGUGCUGACUGUUGGGGUUUUGCUUAGCGUUUAUUGGCUUAGUUGGUAUGUCUUUUAGUUUCUUUAUGUCCGUUGAUCUGCUAGU